CUCUGACCUCAAACGUAGUCAAAGCUCAAGGAGCACAACUUGUCUGCUCAGACUCAUCGGUUCUUGGGAACAGCUGAAAUGUGGAUUCUGCUCAGUGUCAUCCUCAUCGGGUGGGGAUCCUGUGCUUACGGGCAAGUAACAUGUACUCCUCCUUAUAUUCAAAAUGGAAUCAUCAGACCUAAAAAAUCCACAUAUAGAGGUGAAGAUUUAGUCACAUACGAGUGCAUAAAUAACUUUUACCCUACAACUCGGGAAACAACAAUAAAAUGCACAAUGGCAGGAUGGGAACCAAGUCCAAGAUGUUCUUUCAAACCUUGUGAAUUUCCAAACAUAACACAUGGAUACCUAUCUGACAAAUACAAACCAGAGUUUCCAGCACCUGUAGGAAAAAGGUACUUCUAUAUCUGUCAUGAAAAUUUUGUGACGCCUUCCAAACGCAUCUGGGAAUACAUCGAGUGCACAGAAACAGGAUGGAAGCCAGAAGUGCCUUGCCUCAGAAAAUGCCUCUUCAAUUAUUUGGAAAAUGGAAAGCGGUCAUGGAUAUCAAAAACAUAUUUCCAAGGUGAAUCGAUGAUACCUGAGUGCAAUCCUGGCUUUAGUCUUCCAAAUGGGCAGACACUCAUGACAUGUACAGAGAAUGGCUGGUCCCCACCUCCCAAAUGCAUUCAAAUCAAAACAUGUUCACAUUCAGACAUAGAAAUUCAGAAUGGUUUUUUUUCUGAAGCUCCUACUCACUAUCCCUUAAAUAAACAAGCACAAUACAAGUGCAAACCAGGCUUUGCAACAGCAAAUGGUGAAACUUCAGGAACAAUUACCUGUCAGCAAACUGGAUGGUCAGCUCAACCUAAAUGCUUUAAAUCUUGUGAUAGGCCGGGAUUUGAGAAUGCUCUAAUUAAAAGAAUUGGUGCACGGUUUAUGCUCAAUGACCAGCUGGAGUAUCAAUGCAAACCUGGCUAUGAAACCAAAACAGGAAGGACCAGUGGUUCCAUAGUGUGUGAGCAAAACGGUUGGUCUGAUCAACCUGUAUGUCUUGAAAAAGUAUGCACUGUCCCGAAGUUAGACGAAAACAUAUUGGCUACUCCCUCAAAAGAAAAAUAUACAAUUGGAGAUGUGUUGAAAUUCUCUUGUAGAAAUAAAUUUGAGAGAGUUGGACCAGAUUCAAUUCAGUGCUAUCACUUUGGAUGGUCUCCUAAUCCUCCAACAUGUACAGAUCAUGUUAAACGUUGUGGUUCCCCGCCUUCACUUUUGAAUGGAAGAUUGACAGAAGUGGAGAGAGAAGCCUAUGAACACAGUACCAUGGUGGAAUAUGUUUGUGAUCCUCAGUUUCUGAUGAAAGGUUCUAGGAAGAUUCAGUGUGUUGAUGGAAAUUGGACACCUCUGCCUAUAUGCAUUGCGGAGCAGAGUACAUGCCGAGAUAAGCCUGAACUUGAGAAUGGCUUUGCUGAUUCCUCUGCUCCUCUUUAUUAUCAUGGAGAGUCAAUCGAGUUCAAAUGCACGGAUGGAUUCACAAUGAUUGGAGAGAAAUCAGUUACAUGUUUCCGUGGAAGAUGGACCCAACUUCCUAAGUGCAUCGCAAGAAAUAAACUUAAGAUGUGUAGAAAAGAAAAAUUGAUUUCAUCUCAUCCUUUUAAGAAUAAGUUUAAUCACAAUGACAAUGUAAUUUACACAUGUAAUAGUAAAUCAGAAAUAAAAUUCUCAACUUGCAUAAAUGGAAACUGGGAUCCUGAAAUAAACUGCAAAGGUCAAACAAUACAGGUCUGCCCACCCCCACCUCAGAUUCCCAAUAGUCAAAUUAUGACGACCACAGUCAAUUACAGGGAUGGAGAAAGAAUAUCAAUUCUCUGCCAAGAAAAUUAUCUAAUGCAGGAAUCAGAAGAAAUGGAGUGCAAAAAUGGAACCUGGCAGUCAGUACCACGCUGUGUAGGUCAAAAACUUCCAUUUUCUCAGCCACUUCAGAUUGAACACGGAAGCACUACAUCAGCUAGGUCUUCACUGGGGCUCGAAAUUUACCCACAUGGCACCAUACUGAAUUACACUUGUCAAGCUGGCUUUAAGAUAUUUGAAGAAGACAACAUGAUAACAUGCUCCAGCUAA
Sorex araneus (European shrew) is the source of this 2094-nucleotide messenger RNA. Its product is annotated as complement factor H-like. The record is from RefSeq and is a predicted model, not a curated record. The coding region runs from base 79 to 2094 and encodes 671 amino acids. Lineage: Eukaryota; Metazoa; Chordata; Mammalia; Eulipotyphla; Soricidae. The transcript is spliced from 13 exons.